Messenger RNA from Odontomachus brunneus, 1691 nucleotides. RefSeq names its product juvenile hormone epoxide hydrolase 2-like. NCBI's taxonomy places the organism in Eukaryota, Metazoa, Arthropoda, Insecta, Hymenoptera, Formicidae. The record is from RefSeq and is a predicted model, not a curated record. Gene Ontology annotation, biological process: epoxide metabolic process. Gene Ontology annotation, molecular function: epoxide hydrolase activity. The transcript is spliced from 7 exons. Bases 146 to 1552 code for a protein of 468 amino acids.
UCUGGUAGUUUACCGACGUUUGCGCGCUGCGAUCUUCCAUACGCCAUACGUCAUAUAUAACUACACAUAUCGGUUUAGAGUUGCAGUAUCGUUGCAACUGCUGCCAACGUCGGAUACAAGGUAUCGAGUGCAUCUCUCCAGUAAAAUGAACUACUUUCUAAUUACUCUCGCCGUCGGUUUGGCGGUCUUUGCUUUCACGAGAUAUUGCUGUUUUAACACGACCAAGCCUCUUCCGAAGGUGACGGAAACUUGGUGGACACCUGGUACCGAAAACCUUGCCGAUAACAAGGUUAAACCGUUUCACAUCAGCUUCUCCCAACAGAUGGUGGAAGAUUUAAAGUAUCGGCUGAAGCAUACUAGAGACCUAACGCCGCCGUUGAAAGACGUUGCUUGGACUUACGGCAUUAACACAGAUGCUUUGAACAAACUUUUGAACUAUUGGGCAAACGAUUAUGAUUUCCAAAAACGCGAGGAUUACCUAAAUCAAUAUCCUCAUUAUAAAACCAACGUACAAGGGCUGAUUAUUCACUUCAUGCAUAUAAAGCCGAAAAAUGUAGAAGGGAAGCGCGUCUUACCGCUUCUAUUGUUACACGGAUGGCCCGGUUCCGUGGUUGAAUUUUACAAGGCCAUCCCGCUGUUGACUACCGCACGGCCGGAGCAUGACUUCGUGUUUGAAGUGAUAGCACCAUCCCUACCCGGAUUCGGUUUCUCCAGCGCCGCCACGAUAGCCGGUUUAUCGGACGCCAAUAUAGCGAUAGUAUUAAAGAAUCUUAUGUUAAGGCUCGGUUUCGAUAAAUUUUACAUACAAGGUGGCGACUGGGGUGCUAUUAUCUGCACUGAUAUGUCGAUUCUGUUCCCGCAACACGUUCUGGGUUUGCAUUCCAAUUUUUGCACGACAAUUAGUAUAUGGAGUACGAUGAAGCAGGCGAUAUACAGAUUUCUUCCUUCAUGGAUAUCACCUUUGGGAGAUUGGAAACCACGAAAGACAAUGAAACAAGAACUAAUUUUUAUGUUAGCCGAGAGCGGGUAUUUUCAUAUUCAAGCUACAAAACCCGACACAGUCGGAGUCGGUCUAGCUGAUUCGCCAGCUGGUCUGGCGUCGUAUAUUAUCGAGAAAUUUUCCACCGGCACAAAUUACGCUAACAAGUUCAAAGUAGACGGCGGACUUCUGGAGAAAUUCACAUACGAUGAACUAAUCGAUAACCUAAUGAUGUAUUGGACGCCGAACAGCAUGACUACAGCCAUGAGAAUUUACUCGGAAUUUUUCAACAAGCAUAACUUGGAUACACAAAGCAUGAUUUGGCGGCCAGUGACAGUGCCCACCGCUUGCGCACAAUUUCCCCACGAGAUCAGACAUCAUGCCACAAAUAUACUCAGGGACAAGUACACGAAUCUCAUACGCGUUACCGAAAUGCCACGAGGUGGUCAUUUCGCAGCGAUGGAGGAGCCUGAAUUGCUCGCGAACGAUAUCUGGGCCUCCAUCGAGGAGAUGGAGGCGCUAAAAAGAAAGAGUAAGAUGGAACAGGAUAAGAGUAAGAAGAGUGAUUUAUAAUUUGCAGCGGAACUGAGAGAGAGUAGCUGCUGCAUAGAUUUCUAGUUGUUUUAGUUACGGACCUGGGGCGUUUGACUAUAUAUGAUUAUGCAAACUGUACAUAAGUCCAAUAAAGAAUACGGACAUAAUGUUAAAAUUA